Vespa mandarinia (Asian giant hornet) is the source of this 1294-nucleotide messenger RNA. RefSeq names its product venom protease-like. Gene Ontology annotation, molecular function: serine-type endopeptidase activity. The record is from RefSeq and is a predicted model, not a curated record. Gene Ontology annotation, biological process: proteolysis. NCBI's taxonomy places the organism in Eukaryota, Metazoa, Arthropoda, Insecta, Hymenoptera, Vespidae.
AUAGUAACUGCGUGUCAGGGACAUGUCCGUGACUUUAUCCUGACGGUCCCCGCGCGGUGACCUUCUAUUCUUUCAUUAAGAAAUCGAUUUUGAUUUUAUCUUUAUAAAAGAAAAAAAAAAAAAAAAAAAAAUCAAACAAACCAAAAGAAAAGAGAAAAAAGGAAAAGAAAAAAAGAAGAUAUCAUAAAUAAGUUUGUUGAAAAAUGAAAAAGUUUCUUUGUUAUCUCGGAUUCAUCGUCAUUCUUUUAAUUCAGAAAGAAUGUCAGGCAGGACAAAUAGGCGAAAAUAUGAAAAACUUUUUUGGUCUCUUCGGUAACAAACCACCGGACACUAAAGAACCACCUGCGCCAUGUUACUGCUCAUGUGGAUUACGAAACGAAGAGAGUAGAAUCGUCGGUGGUCAAACGACACGAAUGAACGAACUCCCAUGGAUGGCAAAACUGUCCUAUUUAAACAAAUUUUAUUGCGGUGGUUCUUUGAUAAAUGAUCGUUAUGUGUUAACCGCGGCACAUUGCGUUAAAGGUUUUAUUUUCAGGUUUAUGUGGUUCAUGAUCAAGGUCACAUUCGGUGAACACGACAGGUGUAUCGAUAAAGGUAUUGAAACAAGAUACGUCGUCAGGGUGUUAACCGGUGAUUUUAGUUUCCUCAACUUUGAUAACGACAUCGCACUUCUUCGGCUUAACGAUAGAGUUCCCUUCAGUGAUACGAUACGUCCAAUAUGUCUACCAACUGUAAAAGAGAACGAAUACAUUGGAUCAAAAGCGAUAGCAGCUGGAUGGGGUACUCUUAAAGAAGAAGGCAAGCCAUCCUGUUUGCUUCAAGAAGUCGAAGUUCCGGUUAUGAGCUUACAGGAUUGUCGAAACACCAGUUACAGUCCUCGUAUGAUCUCUGAUAACAUGUUAUGCGCAGGAUAUCCGGAUGGAAUGAAGGAUUCUUGUCAGGGUGAUAGUGGUGGACCACUAAUAACCGAACGCGAAGAUAAAAGGUAUGAAAUCAUUGGUAUCGUCUCUUGGGGAAAUGGAUGUGCUCGGCCAGGAUAUCCUGGUGUUUAUACCAGAAUUACCAAUUAUUUGGAUUGGAUCUUAAAUAACUCAAAAGAUGGUUGUUUCUGCGAUAAUAAUUGACUUCAAUUUCGUCGAACUUAUCAAGAUCUUCCAACAUAAUUAAUGUUAUAUAUAUCGAACGUUUAUGUUAUACAACUAUUCAAACGCUUAUGUUUCUUAUCAAUUAGAAUAGUCGAUAUUUUUUUGAUUCGACGCCAUUGAAAAAUACUAUUUAUGUAUUUAUAUUUAGA